Messenger RNA from Aspergillus tanneri, 714 nucleotides. RefSeq lists its product as uncharacterized. NCBI's taxonomy places the organism in Eukaryota, Fungi, Ascomycota, Eurotiomycetes, Eurotiales, Aspergillaceae. The transcript is spliced from 2 exons. Bases 1 to 714 code for a protein of 237 amino acids. The record is from RefSeq and is a predicted model, not a curated record.
AUGGCGCCUAUCAGGCGCUACCUCCGAAUCAGCAAAUAUACCGUCCUUGAAUGUCGCAUCUACCUAGACAACCCAUCCGACGCACGAUGGCUUCUGGACAGCCGAAACCCUGUGCUCCCUCGGAUCUUCACCGCCAUUCGCCCUCUAGUCCUACCCAAACUGCGUGAAGAAAACGAGAGACUUAUUGCUCGGAAGAAAGGCCAUCCGGUCAAGGAUGUGAUCACAGAAGAGGAUUUUGAGGUUUCCUUAUUCCUCCGCGAAUCCCGCACAAUCCAUUCACUUCUCACACGACACAAGGAGUUUGAGGAACCAGGGGCCAACGGAUCUAGUGGAAAGGUUAAGGUUGGAGCGGUGGAUAAGCCGGCCGGUGGCGCGCACACAAGCAUUCUGGUCGAGAGUGAUAGCGAGACAGAGUCGGAUUUGCGAAAUAUUCCUCAGGAGGCUGCAGAGGACAGGGUUGAGUCGUCUGAUGACUGGCGUGCGCCAAAGCGGAGGAAAGGCCAGGAACCAGUGGACGACGAUGACGAUGACAAAAAACUGCGCUUCAAAACAAACUAUGAGGGGUUCAACAUCUAUGGCUGGGUAUUAUGCUUGCUGGUCACACGCAAGGGCGGCAGAUCCAGAUCGAGGGCAGCAUCCACGGAACCCUCACGCCAGGCUCUCAUGGAGGAAUGGAUAUCUACGCAGGCCCAGGGAGAUCUAGACGAAGCAUAA